Ostrea edulis (European flat oyster) is the source of this 549-nucleotide messenger RNA. RefSeq lists its product as uncharacterized. Lineage: Eukaryota; Metazoa; Mollusca; Bivalvia; Ostreida; Ostreidae. The record is from RefSeq and is a predicted model, not a curated record. The transcript has a single exon. Bases 1 to 549 code for a protein of 182 amino acids.
AUGGCUUUUGUCAACCUCGAGAAAGCCUUUGAUCGAGUGCCAAGGAAUGUAAUCUGGUGGGCCAUGCGAAAGCUGAAUGUUGAGGAAUGGCUGGUACGGAUGGUACAAUCAAUGUACUCAGAUGCUAGGAGCCGUGUGUGUGUUGGAGACGGAUACAGUGACGCUUUCAGAGUGGGAGUAGGUGUACAUCAGGGUUCUGUACUGAGCCCGCUACUCUUCAUCAUCGUCGUGGAAGCCUUGUCAAUCGAGUUGCACACUAGCUGCCCAUGGGAGCUCUUGUAUGCUGACGACCUUGCCAUUGUCGACACCUCACUAGAGGUACUAGUUGACAGAAUCCCCACCCGGAAGAAAGGCAUGGAAGCAAAGGGUCUAAGAGUAAACAUGGGAAAGACCAAAGUACAUUAUGUAAUGAUUGCUGGAUCAAACCUGAACUCCCUGAGAAGAUCAGGAAAACACCCUUGUUCGGUAUGUCUUAGCGGAACAGAAAGAAACUCUUAUCUUCUGCACCAACUGCUCUUGCUGGGUCCACAAGAAAUGUGGUGGAAUUAA